This is a messenger RNA of Trichobilharzia szidati, 3243 nucleotides long. Lineage: Eukaryota; Metazoa; Platyhelminthes; Trematoda; Strigeidida; Schistosomatidae. The record is from the annotation of a GenBank genome assembly.
AUGGAUUGGAAUAAAAAACGUGUAAACUUGAAUGAUCCUACAGAGUUUGAAUCACUCAUAACCAUUGAACCAAUGGAAGUGAGUCAAGUCAAACAAGAGCCAUUAGAUUUAAGCUUCGAGGAGUAUGAGAUUUCGCGGAAACCUAGUUCAAUUCAUAUUUCACAGAAUGAACCACGUGGAGUGUUGAAAAAGAAACCUCGUUUUGCUGAUCCAAUUAUUAUCGAAGAAGAGGAUAUUGUUCCCAGCAAUAAUAUAGAUUGUCUACUAAAUGAGGACGAAUUGAUUGAACAGAUGGAUAGCAUUUCGGUUGAAGAUCCAUCCGACAAACCUGGUGGUUCUGAAAAUGAAAUUGUACCAUCGAUUGAUGAGCAGAACGCCCGUUUAGAUCAGAUAAGUUCAAGAAUAUUUGCUACUAUUUUGCCGGACAAUGGAUCUGUUGAACAGCUUAAGCAGGAUAUGAAACAAGCCUACAAACGUUUAAACAUGAUCACAAAUGGAGCUCAAGUAUUGGUGUUCAAUUGUUCAAAGACAGAUAUUCGUCUGGAGAGAAUAUUUCACCAAGUUCAACAUUGUGUAUUCUCUUUAAAUGGCUUCCCAAAUUUGGCAACGAUGAUAUUAUUUUGUCACAAAGUUUAUGAUUGGUUAGCGCUUGAUGAAUGUCACAUAAUUCUACUGCAUGCUGAAGGUGAAGAAGCCAAAGUUCGUUUACUUCUUCUAAUUCUCGCACUGAAUGCAUUCUAUGGAUCGCUUGACAAAUAUCGUAAUAACAGAAGUAACUCCCUAAAACGAUACGUUACGUCAUAUUCCAAUGGAAUUUCACAAGCUCCAGUUGGAUGGAUGAGAUAUGCUGGAUAUAUGAAAAUGUUCUCUCCAACCAACAGUCUAAGCAUUUUACGUGCUCCCUUGCAUAUCUAUCAAAUAUAUUUGAUAAAUUUCCCAGUUUUUGAAAAGAAUAAAUUAAGAUUAUACUUUAAAUUUUACACCGGUUCCCCACCUGUACAUUUGUAUACAACUGAAAUUCAUGAAUAUGAACGAACCACUUCCCCAAGUCUUUUAUUAAAUCUCCAAUCCAGCGCACAACAUAAUGUUGGUUUACAAUUGAGCGGAGAUAUCACCAUAUUAGCUUAUCAUUCCAGGAGUUAUCCAUUAAAACGAAUUCGUUUAUUCCGACUUCAUAUACAUUCCUGUCAAGGGAUUGAGGAUUCAAUCAAAUUUGUACAGAAUGAUUUUGAUGAGAUUUCUGAAUCCUUCCCUUCAUCAAUGAGUUUAAUUUUAAACCUAAGUCAGAAACCUAUUCCAGGAGUUAAUCAAAUAAAUAAUAUAAGAGUGGAAAAUUUCUCCAGACCCAAGUCAUCUUCUGGUACUUCAGGUAAUUUAUUUGAUAUACAGAAUAAUCCUGAAGACCGAUCACGUUUAAACGACUCCUUAGAAAAUUUAACAGAACCACUGAAUUCGCGUAAACUUUGUCUAAGAUUGGCACCUUGUUUCAGUAAAUCAAAUAAUUCCACUUCCUCAGUUGUCUAUAGUAGACUCGCUUCAGCAAGGAUCGUUUCAAAAUUGUCUAAUGAAUAUGAUAGUAAAACAGAUAACGAACAAAGUGAUAUCGUAUCGUCAAAUGACAGAACAAAUGGGCAGUUUGAUCCUUGGCUGGAUACAAGUAUAAACCAGCGAAUUCACCAAGGUAUAUAUGAAUACUUAGAUGCUGGAUUGGAGGAUAUACACGAAGAAUUUGAUAAUGUGGAAGAAGAGCAGGAUAAUGUUGGUGAGUUGGAAGAUUCAAUUAAUACUAACAGUCAAAUGGAGAAUGAUUCUUUAGAGUCGAACAUUUAUAGUAAAGUUGGGAAACGUCAGCAUUCUCGUCAGCCAUCCACAUCAUCUUCCUCAUCGGCAUCAUCAGUAUCGUCUGCAUUCAGAAAGUUGCAUCUUAAACAUUUGUUUAAAAGUACAAAAUCCAAGAAUAAAGAAGUCUCCUCAUCUUUACAAGAAUCAGAAAGUCGAAAUUCUCCAAACAGUUCACAUGAACAAGAUAUGAUGCCUCCACCGUCGAGUACAACUGUUUUAAAACACUCUAAAAAGCAUAAAAAUAUUGGUACACGUAUUUUAAAUUUCUUCUCUGCUCAACCGAAACAUCGAAAAUUGGAUGAUAAUAAUCGAGCGACAAAUGGUUCAUCAAUUCAUUCAUCUGAUCCACCAAGCUUAAUGGAUGAUGAUUCUUCUGAGUUAAGUUUGGGUCAACCAUCAUCAAAUGAAAAUGUACAAGUGAAAAGUUCCCUACGGAAAACACAAGCAUCUAGUCGGCUUAUAGCAACAGAUAAACUUGGUCCUCCGCGUAAAACUCGUAAAUUGGUGUCAGUGGAUAAUUCUGGAGAACUACAGUGGAGUAAAGCCAUUGUCAAAACCUACUACCCGACAGAAGAUCUAGUUGAAGCAGCACGACGUCUCAACAUAAUGGCUGGAACACAAGAACUUGACCGUCUGUUAGAAGAAUUACGUCUAACAAGUAUGAAUAUGGCUGCUGGUCUCCCACCGCCUUCCACCACGCAUUACAACUCUAAACCAUACCAUUCAUCACAAACACAAAGAAAACAGCUAUUCCAUGAGGAAGUCUAUCCAGAAAAUCGAUAUAUACCCAGUCGAUCAGCUUCUGUCACUGGCUACAGUACAGAUGCACAUAAUUUCAAUGAUUCUGUACACUCUAAUUAUUAUCAGAAACAUUCAACCUUGUAUACAGAUAGAAUUGAUAAUAUUGGGAAAAAUACAAUUGGAAGUAGAUAUGCAGCAUCGUUGACAAAUUCUCCUCGACAUCAUCAAACAGUAUUUACAACAACACUUAAACAACGUCCACCAGUUGCCCCAAGGAAAUUCAAUCAAAUUCAUUUGACAAUUGAUCCGGAAUGUGGAACUGCAGAUACACACUCUGCAGUCUCAGUACGAUUAGAUAAUCGAGAGUCGUAUACACGUGAAAAGAAACUGGAAUCUGAUUUACAAUCGGCUAGACAAGAGUUAGCAAAUCUUAGACGUGCAAUGAGUUUGGUCGAUGAGAGUCAUCAACGUGAAAAUCUAUGCGAUUCUAGAAAUCUUCUUUCACCAAGUCAUUCAGUGCCAAGACGAUCACCAAAUACAGAAUCACAUCAAUUCUUGAGUACAAGUUCUUCAUUUCAUCGUUCUUAUCAAUCACAACAACAGCAACAACAACACAGUACACCAGCUAGUGUCAGUAUCAAAACUCAUCAUCAUGAUUGA